AUGAUUACUAACUUUAUAAUUUUAGUAUAUUUAGGAUCAUGGACAUUAUUCAUUAUUUUGAUAAUAUUGAUUGGAUAUCUUUUAGAUAAAUAGUAUAAAUUAGCAUCAAUAUCUCCUCAAAUUAAUAAUAAUAAAAACCCUGGUGAAACUACUUUUGGAAUUUUACCAAUUACAUCUAAGAUAUAGAGUCAAACUAGAAUCCAACAAAUAACUAGAUUAGAUAACAAUGAAUUAGAAGAUUUUUUUAAUAAUCAAGGAGAUAAUUCACCUAAUUUGAAUUAAGAUGAUUAAUUAUAUAGUAAUGGGGAAAGAAAUAUUUCAGAAUAACAUUCUCCUAUUCGUUUCACUGUUGACCCAAAAUAAGUGUCAUCUCCAAGAAUUAAUAGAACACCUUAAAGAUCUAAUACUUUAAGAAGGACAAUUUUGAGAAAACCUACAAUUGGUACUUUUGAAGGAAUUGAUACUGUAUAGACUACAAAUAGAAGAAGUUUAAGGACUCCUGGAAAAAGAUUAUCAUAAAUACAAAGUGAUAGAAGUAGUAUAGGAGAUUUUACACCUAGAUCAAAUAAUUAAAAAUAUUAAUAAAAUCAACCAAGAAUAUCACAAUUUAGUAAUUUUGGAAGGGUUGAAGCAAUCAAAUAGGAUCCAAAUUAUUUAAUACCAAAACCAGAAAAUGAUUUUUAUGUAUAAAUUAAAAUAAAAAUAGAAAUGUCAUUAAUUUAGUAAAAUAUUUUAUUCCCAUAAAGAAGGGAUUUCAAGAAUAUUUAUGAUCCUUACAAUAUAUUUUCGAUAAAUAAUAUGUAUGGAUGUGUCAGGACUCCUCAUAAAUUAUUUACCAAAUUUCAAUUUUUGGAUCAUUAUAGGAAUUACAAUAAGCUGUUGUUUCCUAUUAAAAAUAAGUGAUUAUUAUUCAAUUAAAUGCAUUGUUCAUCAUCAUUAAAAGUUGAAAUAUGCUUUAAUAAUGGUUUGGAUUUCAAGUAUUGGAAUAAUAAUAUGGCUCAUAAUGUUUCUAAGUUUUGAUAAUUUAUAAUGGUUUAUUGAAUAUCUACCUAGUUUACUAUUAGAUUUAAUAGUGAUUGAUCCAUUAAAAUACUUUAUGAUCAAAUAUUGUUUGCAAGAACCAAAGAAAAUCAGAGAACCUAAAUCAAAGGUAGAUGUCCUAAAAGUAAUGCAAUAAAUUAAAUGA
Paramecium pentaurelia is the source of this 1186-nucleotide messenger RNA. Lineage: Eukaryota; Ciliophora; Oligohymenophorea; Peniculida; Parameciidae. The record is from the annotation of a GenBank genome assembly.